Molecule: messenger RNA, 1282 nt
Organism: Dichomitus squalens LYAD-421 SS1
Lineage: Eukaryota; Fungi; Basidiomycota; Agaricomycetes; Polyporales; Polyporaceae
Exons: 5
Coding region: 1098-1265 (55 amino acids)
Source: RefSeq, a predicted model, not a curated record
CUCGGGUAUCACGUCUGCUCUGGCGAUAAUGUCCGCUGCUCGUCGCCAAGAAAUUCUCGGUCGGUCCUUGUCUUAUUUCCCACAGGCCUAGGUCUCUAGCGUUCAGUAAUGAGGCUCUAUCUCAGGGGACACGCCCGUAGCUCGCGCCCGUAUCGAUACUAUCUUGAUGGUCUAACCUGCUCUCUCACCGCUGGCAGGCACUCAUGUACCCAUCCAUUUGGAAGCCACGGCGAAUCGCCUUGAUGUUCCCAUGCAGCUUGUCCACAACGAUCGUCUGUGCAACAUCUGGACGUCUUGUGGCCAGUUGAUGGGCGGCUCGGGUUCUUCGAGGACGAGAUCUGCUAAUUGCUCGCUCUUGCGCCGGAAUGGGUAUGGUCGCGGUCUCGCACGCUGUUCCUUUCCCAGUGCCAGGCUGACUAUCGAGAGCAAUCCUCGACUAACGCCGGCCCGUGACUAUCUAUCCCAUCGGCGCGGCGGUGUGCGCAUCACCUUUCGCGUUCCGCAUCUGCCCAAAAAGCCAGGAGCGGACGCGUUUAACGUUUUAGCUUUAGCGUGCUACGGGCAAAACCUCUGGCGCAACCCCUUCCCGUCGCCAACCUGUCCCAGUACGCUGGCUGCAACAGAUACCGAUCGGGCUCCUUUGUCGUGCGUGCUCAGCAACCUGGCGCUGCUCCGGCCUCGUCCUCAUGUUUCUCAACUCGACUCCGACCUCAUCUUGAUAUGUCCCAGCAGGAGAAACAUGGCGCAAUCUUCCAGAGAAGCCGUCCGAUACGCUGAUGUUAUCGUGCUCUGGCGAAUCGUGUUUGGGUCUUUCUUCCUCUGCCCUCCUGCAAACCAUCCCGGAUCUUUUGUAUGACUGUCGCUGCCCCGUAUAAAUGGCGGCCUGUCGUCUCCUCUCCUCAGUCCAACAACCGGUAUCCCUCCCUCCCCUCCUCUGUACAUAGUCCCCUCCUGCCCUCUCCUGCAGUCAUGUGUCACUGGCGUCGGUCCGUGGCUUUCUGCGAUUCUGUGGCUCGAACCCCCUGACAUCUGUCGUCGGCCACAGCGUUCGCAAUAACUACAAGCGCUGCGGGCACUACGUCGACCAGCCCGAUGAGAUGAUUCAAUGCGACGAUCGUUACUGCAAGUUCAGCACGUCGCAUCCCAGGAACUGCGUCCCGCCCCGCUGCACGGAGACUUGCUGGCAGUACCGCCAGUUCCCCGAACAGUAUAACCCCGUCAUCGAUGCGUUUUGCCCCGUCUGCGUUCAGCUUGGUCGUUCUUAGAGUCUAGAUUUCGUUUG